AUGUCUGGAUAUAGCAAUGGAUGGGGAAGUGGCGGCGGUGGAGAUUAUGGAAGCAACUCAUACUCUGGAGGUGGUGGCUACAGCUCUGGUGGAUAUGGUGGAGGCUCGUAUGGUAGUAAUGGAGGAAGCUAUGGCGGUGGUGGUGGAUAUGGAAACGGUGGUGGUUAUGGCAGUGGUGGUAAUGGAAAAGCUGCGCUCGGAAGUACUUUGAGGAGCAUAAAUUGGGAAGAAGAGUAUAAGACUCUGCCUAAAUUCGAAAAGAAUUUCUAUGAAGAACAUCCUGACGUUGCUGCGCGCACUGACGCUCAGAUUGAACAAUACCGUCGAGAAAAGACACUCACCAUUGCCGGAACCUACAUUCCCAAACCAGUCCAAACAUUCGAAGAAGCUGGUUUCCCAAAUUAUGUCCUAAAAGAAGUCCAGUCGCUUGGGUUUACUGCUCCUACCGCAAUCCAAUCUCAAGGCUGGCCAAUGGCACUCUCUGGUCGUGACGUUGUCGGUAUUGCAGAAACUGGAUCUGGAAAGACAUUAGCGUAUGUCCUCCCUGCCAUUGUCCACAUCAAUGCUCAACCCUUGUUGAAGCCUGGUGAUGGGCCUAUUGUCUUGAUCUUGGCUCCUACUCGUGAAUUAGCUGUACAGAUUCAACAAGAGUGUGCCAAGUUUGGACAUUCUUCUAGGAUUAAGAAUACUUGCUUGUAUGGUGGUGCUUCCCGUGGUCCACAAAUGAGGGAUUUGGAACGUGGUGUGGAGAUUGUUAUUGCCACUCCUGGACGUUUGAUUGAUAUGAUUGAAAGCAAAAAGACCAACUUGAUGCGAGUCACAUACCUUGUCAUGGACGAGGCUGACCGCAUGCUUGAUAUGGGUUUCGAGCCUCAAAUUCGAAAGAUUGUCGAUCAAAUCCGCCCAGAUCGUCAAACUCUCAUGUGGUCUGCCACUUGGCCAAAGGAAGUCAAACAAUUGGCUCGUGAUUAUUUGAAGGAGUUCAUUCAAGUCAACGUUGGUUCCAUGGAAUUGUCAGCUAGUCACAAUGUGACUCAAGUGUUGAUGCUAUUGUCUGAACCUGAAAAGAAGAGCAAAUUGCUUAACUUGUUAGAAAAUAUCGAAAGGGAAGGCGGUGGAACCAAAACUCUCAUCUUUACGGGCACAAAACGAGUUGCUGACGACUUGACCUUCCAAUUACGACGUGAUGGUAUCAAUGCGUUGGCUAUCCAUGGUGAUAAGAAACAAAGUGAACGUGAUUGGGUGAUGGCUGAAUUCAAAUCAGGAAACGCCGGUAUUUUGAUUGCUACAGAUGUCGCUGCUCGUGGUUUAGACGUCAAAGACAUCAAGUACGUGGUCAACUACGAUUUCCCAAAUAACAUUGAAGAUUAUGUACAUCGAAUUGGUCGUACUGGUCGUGCUGGAGCCAAGGGCACAGCAUACACCUUCUUUGCUCCAGACAACUACAAGUCUGCUAGCGACUUGUAUAAGAUCAUGUCUGAAGCUGGUCAAGAAAUGCCGCCAGCCUUUGUCGAUAUUGCUCGAGUAAAGGCUUAUGGUGGUGGAGGUCGAUCACGAUACGGUGGAGGAGGAGGAGGCCGAGGUGGUGGAUACGGCGGUGGUUAUGGAGGUGGAGGUGCUCGUUACAAUCCUUAUGGCAGACGUUAA
Synchytrium microbalum is the source of this 1647-nucleotide messenger RNA. RefSeq lists its product as uncharacterized. Gene Ontology annotation, cellular component: nucleus; cytoplasm; ribonucleoprotein complex. The record is from RefSeq and is a predicted model, not a curated record. Gene Ontology annotation, molecular function: RNA binding; ATP binding; RNA helicase activity. Bases 1 to 1647 code for a protein of 548 amino acids. NCBI's taxonomy places the organism in Eukaryota, Fungi, Chytridiomycota, Chytridiomycetes, Synchytriales, Synchytriaceae. Gene Ontology annotation, biological process: rRNA processing. The transcript is spliced from 11 exons.